CUUAUUUAUUUUCUGAAAUUAUUCUUGAAUAAUUCAAAUAUUACUCUUAAAACCCUAAGAAAUCACCCUUCAUCUAUAUGAAUCCUAAUCACUCCCAAAUCUCACAUCCAUCGAUUGGUGAUGGAGAAGGUAACCAAGCUAAGCAAUGCAAUUAGAGUAUGCAAUAAAUUGAUUUGCUUUUCUAUUAAACUGAAAUUAAAAAUUUUAAAAAUUCAAAUUAAAUUAUAGAUACGAUGAAAAAGAAUAAAAAAUUUAACCUGAAAUAAACUGAACUAAUUUGAAUUAUCGCUUUGAUUUGAACAAAUAGCUUAUAAAACAACCACAACGAUGCAGAAACCAAGAAAAAAUAGCCAUAAAAAAGCAACCAAAUAAUUUCAAAAAGCACCUUAUCAUAUCGUUCCGCAAGAGAAAUAAAACCGCCCUCUCAGUUUUUCUCACGUUGUCAACUAACUGCCUAAACUGCAGUAUAUAACCAAAUCUAUCCACCAUUGUUACAGUUUUUGCAGCCUUCUCCUACCUUUCAUUUUCUUUGCCAACAUGACCAACAACUACACUGAUUCUGUCCUGGAUUUCAAUUUCCCUUCCUUUUUGUCGAUCCCAUUUCACCAUCAUGAUCAGAAACUGCGAAAGAAGCGAACCAAAUUGAUCAAGAUCGAACCCAGUUCAGUUCCUUCUACUGCUAGUGUUUCUGUCGUCUCCAAACCAAAGUAUCAGGCUAAAAAACCAGACCCUUUUGCUCCUAAGAUCACCAUGCCUUGUACCGAGUGUGGUAAAAAGUUUUGGUCCUGGAAAGCACUCUAUGGCCAUAUGAGAUGCCAUCCUGAGCGGCAAUGGCGUGGGAUUAAUCCACCACCAAAUUAUCGUAGACCUGUUUCGCCAGUUCCAGAAAUGGGUAAUGUAGAAGAAGCUGCAAUGACUUCAGAGGAUUAUGAAGCGGCUGCAUGUUUGUUACUGUUGAAUGAUAGUGAUGGCCCCACAACAACAUUGGCUGAAACUGAAUGCAGCAGAGAUGGUGGGAUUCGCAGUAGUUUUCACGUUCAUGAAGAUUUGAAUUGUCGUUUUGAAUGUUCAAGUUGCAAGAAGGUGUUUGGAUCGCACCAGGCAUUAGGAGGUCACAGGGCAAGUCACAAGAACGUGAAAGGCUGCUUCGCAAUGAACGUUGAGAUGGGUGAAGAUCAUAUCGGAAGCGGCGGAGCCAGAGGAGGUUCGAAGGAGAAUGUGGAGGAUAAUAACAAGAUGUUGAUGGUGUUAGGGCACAGAUGCAGUAUCUGUUUAAGGGUGUUCGCUAGUGGACAGGCACUGGGUGGGCACAAGAGGUGCCAUUGGGAGAAAGGAGAAGAAACCUUGUCGUCGUCGAUGAAUCAAGGAGGAUUUGAAAUGAAGGAAGAGGAAGCUUGUGGAUUGGACCUGAACUUGCCUGCACCAGUUGAAGAUGAAUCAUCCUCUUCAUAUUCAUUGGACCUCGCCCUGGAUUUGAGAUUGGGUCUCUGAAGAGAAAUCAUUAAUGGCUUUUGUUUGUGAACUGAUUUGAGUUAGUAUAGUAUAUAAAGAUUGAUGUAUCAUUGUUGUUGAUGCUCCAAAA
Manihot esculenta (cassava) is the source of this 1582-nucleotide messenger RNA. Its product is annotated as zinc finger protein ZAT3. The coding region runs from base 538 to 1491 and encodes 317 amino acids. The record is from RefSeq and is a predicted model, not a curated record. NCBI's taxonomy places the organism in Eukaryota, Viridiplantae, Streptophyta, Magnoliopsida, Malpighiales, Euphorbiaceae. The transcript has a single exon.